AAUAUAUCUCCCUAUAAUUAAUAAGAUGGAAUAUAAGAUAAAAGAAUGCAGAGUUGUGCUGCACAAGCUCCCUGCUGCUGCGGCCAGGAGAGGCUGGUGGGCGGAGCAGAGCCGCACUCCAGCCGCCGCUGAGGCUGGUAGAGGCAAGGCAGAAGUUGGCGCCCCACCAGCGGACGACCAAAUUCCUCUCAAAAAAAUCAAACUUGAACCCAACUUAGAGGAAGUUUAUAUUAAAGUGGAGGCUGUCAUGCAUGAUGAGCUCGGAGAUGACAUGAUUUUAGUCAAAUGUGAUAAUGAUAGUGACAUGAUGAUGCUGGUCAAACAUGAAGGUGAUCAGGACAACAUGAUUAUGGCGGUCAAACACGAGGGCAAGCAAGACAACAUCAUGACAGUUAAACAUGAUGGCGAGCAUGACAAGAUUAUUAUGGCGGUCAAACAUGAUGGCGACCAAGAUAACAUGAUUAUGGUGGACAACAUCAAGCUGGAGGUGGAGGCUGAUGAUGUAUUAGCCAAAGAUGAACCAAUGUCCCAGGAUGAGGCAUGCAAGCCUCCCAACCCUGGUGGUGGUAGCUGGCCACCUCCUCCUCCUCCUCUGUGUGUGCCGUGCAAGAGAGAAGCGUCGAGUGAGGGGCCUGAUGUCCAUAGUACCUAUGAUACCAAUGGUGUCCUUGAUGCCCACAGUGCCUCUGAACAACCCUUGCUCAUGAAGAGCUUGAGGAUAGCACAAAGUUCCUCCCCACACUCCCCCAUCACCUCCAAACACUCCCCCAACACCUCCAAACACUCCUGCACCUCCUCCCGACAUUCUCCCAUCACCUCCUCCAAUUAUUUCUCUAUCACCUCCACCCAACAUUCCCCCAUCACCUCCUUCAAACACUCCCACAUCACUUCCUCCCAACGUUACUGCAUCACCACCUCCCGACAUUCUCCCAUCACCUCCAAACAUUCCUCUAUCACCUCCGCCCAAAAUUCCUCCAUCACCUCCGCCCAACACUCUGCGGUCACCUCCUCCCAACAUUCCCCCAUCACCUCCGCCCAACUCUCCCCCAUCACCCUAACCCUAAGAAAAGUCCAGGUAUUUCACCGCCAUCAUCAGUCAACAUCCCAGCGCAUGAGGAAGCCCCGAGAGCUCCAGCAGAUGAUUGAGGCCGAGGACUAUGAAGAGGCCAUCACACACGUCACGACCAAAUGUCGGAGCAUCAGCCUCCCUCGUCUGCUGGAGGAGGGGGCCCGAGGGCACGGUGUGGAGGGACCUAAGGGACCAAAACGGCCAAGAGGGCGGCCAAAGGGACGGAAAGGGUCACAGAAGGGACCAAAACGGCCAAAAGGGCGGCCAAAGGGACGGAAAGGGUCACAGAAGGGGCUAAAUGGACAGGAGGAGCGGGUGCUCUACGGACUCAUCGUCUCUAUUAAAAAGCCGAAGCAAGAAGCAGCAAAAGUUGAAUACAAACUGCGAGGCAAGACAUACAGCUCAUACAGCAGGCUGCUGCUGCUCAGGGAGAAGUUCUCGGGCCGGUCCUUCUACGUGGUCGCCGCCUCCCUGGACGAGGCCUUCCACCUGCUGCGGUGGCCCGGGACCGCGUACCUGGGCUCGUGGGUCGCGGUCUACGGGCCCCAGACCGCGGGCCUCCUGCAGGGCGUGCCCCUGGUGACGACGAACACGUCCCUGGUGCCCGUCACGGUCCCCAGCGACGCGUGUCUGACGACGGGGGAGCUCCAGGACGUCACCCAGCGGGACCCCGUCAGGACCUUCCUCUACGUCGUGCCUGCUGGGGACCUGCGGCUUAGAGACCUCAGCCUGCGGCCUGCGUGUACCUCCAUCAUGUGCGACUCCCUACAUAUGGCGGCACACGGCGGCCAUGUGGAGGCCCACGGCGAUCAUAUGGCGGACUCUAGCCUCCAUAUGGCGGCCCACGGCGGCCAUGUGGAGGCCCACGGCGAUCAUAUGGCGGACUCUAGCGGCCACAUGGCGUCCCUCAGCGACCACAUGGCGACCCCCAGCGUCCACAUGGGGGCCUCUAGCGACCACAUGGCGGACCCCAGCGACCACAUGGCGGACACUAGCCUCCAUAUGACGACCCACAGCGACCACUUGACGGACACUAGCCUCCGCAUGGCGGCCCCCAGCGACCACAUGGCGUCCCCCAGCGACCACAUGGCGUCCCCCAGCGACCACAUGGCGUCCCCCGGUGCCACCAGAUGUCCCGCCCUCUACGGGGCGCGUCUGGGACGCCGGACGUUGAGCUGCGACGUGAGCGUCCCAGGCCGCGGCAUCAAGGACUGCCCUUACAGCAGCGAGACCUUGGCCGCCAUCUUGGUCCCCGAGUCCGUCCUUGAGUCCCCUAGCCAGGACCAGGCGCGGCUGGGGGCGGCGGUGGCUGAGGUCCUCCAGCAGCUCGCGGCCGCGGGGGCAGAGGUCCUGAUCGCUGGCUGGUACAAGCGCUGCAUCCUGCAGGGGGCGGCCGGGGGGCGCUGCAUCCUGCAGGGGGCGGCCGGGGGGCGCUCCAUCCUGCAGGGGGCGGCCGGGGGGCGCCAGCUGCACCUCACGCUGGGGCAUCAGGCGUCACCCCUGUCACCCNCCUGA
Molecule: messenger RNA, 2584 nt
Organism: Hyalella azteca
Lineage: Eukaryota; Metazoa; Arthropoda; Malacostraca; Amphipoda; Hyalellidae
Exons: 7
Coding region: 26-2584 (852 amino acids)
Source: RefSeq, a predicted model, not a curated record